AUGGUCAAUCUUCGGGUACUCUGCCAAGAUCAUCCUCAACGAACAAUUGCACUUGUGGCUUCUGAUUAUGUGUUAAUAUUCCACUACAGCGCGGCAGAUGCCAAUGCGAGGACUGAACCCCGCUGCCAAGUGGAGUUCUCAGAUAUUGCCUCUGUCAAUCUCAAAAAUUAUCGUUCUUUGGGCGCUGGAGAUGGUACUUUGGGUCUAAUCACACUCAAUCAAGAUGUCUUCGUCUGUGUGGUCACUGCCUCUUCCCAGGCUGCUACUGUCAAACCAGGAGAAACCGUAUCCAGGAUUGAUUCAGUGGACUUUUACUGUCUAAAUCGCUCUGACUACGAAUAUGGCCUAGAAUAUGAGACUGGCUCUCAAUUUGCCGCUGAGGGGCGAGUCGGUCAGGAUAAAGACGUGAUGACUGAUCAUCCUUUCUUGGCUUUGAAGAAGCUUCUUAGUGAUGGGAGCUUCUACUAUAGCCUCGAUUUUAAUCUGACAGAUCGUUUACAGGACCGUGUAGAUAAAUCAGCAGCAUUCGAUAUCGAUACUCUAGAUGAGGAUAUGCUCUGGAAUUCGUACAUGAUCAAUCCUCUUCUUCUAUUCCGGAGCCACCUAUCGCCUUCGGACAAAGCCAAGCUAGAUGCGUGCCAGCUUUUGACAUGUGUCAUGCGAGGAUAUGCCAGCACAUUGAGAGUUCCUGCAACAGUUUCUAUUCUGCCUCAGGUACGAACUAAUUCCCCUUCUUCACUCACCAUCAUAUCCCGGCAAUCAUCCAGGCGGGCCGGUACCAGAUUCAAUUCACGGGGCAUAGAUGAUGAUGGCCAUGUUGCCAAUUUUGUUGAAACAGAGUUGAUCUUGUGGGUGGCGCCAGGAAUUGCCUUUUCAUACGUUCAAGUUCGAGGCUCUGUUCCAAUCUUUUGGGAGCAAACCCCGGGCUUGAUUCCGGGGCAGCAGAAGAUCGAAAUCACUCGGUCAAGCGAGGCGACGCAGCAUGCCUUCAAUCAACAUUUUGAGACUCUUGAAUUGGAAUAUGGAGCCGUACAUGUGGUUAACCUUCUCAGCGAACUCAAACCUGGAGAGGCAUCACUGUCGGCCAAAUAUCGAAAGCAUAUUGCCCACAGCUCUCUCCGGAAAAAAGAAGGUUCUACCGAAUCUUAUCGGAACAGCCUACUUCGUUUGACCGAAUACGAUUUUCAUGCUGAAACCAGGGGUAUUGCUGGUUAUGAAGCGAGCAACGAAAUCAAGCACAAACUGGCCGGAUCUCUGAAUGGAUUCGCCCACUUUCUGUCAGAGGAUACCACCAAUGGUGAAAAGGAUACAUCUAGCACUUCCUCUGUGAUUUUGCAGCAAGAGGGUGUUUUUCGAACCAACUGCUUAGACUGUUUGGAUCGAACAAAUCUAGUUCAAACUAUUAUCAGCUCAAUGGCACUGAAGUCAUUUAUUUGCCAACAAGGCGGAAGACUUGACUCUGAUAUGCAAAUGCGACACUCGACGCUCUGGGCUGACAAUGGCGAUGCACUGUCAAAAAUAUAUGCCGGUACCGGUGCUCUCAAGUCUUCUUUCACGCGGCAUGGAAAAAUGUCGCUUGCUGGAGCCCUUGCGGACGUACGGAAAAGUGCCACACGGCUCUACGUCAACAACUUCACUGAUAAAGCCCGACAGAACACCAUUGAUCUCCUUUUAGGUCGGUUGGCAAAUCAGAUUCCGGUUCAUCUGUACGACCCAAUGAAUGAAGUGAUCACCGAAGAGCUUAGCCGGCGUGCUUCUGAAUAUUCCUCCACCAAAAAUAUCCGGCUCUGGGUGGGUACCUUCAACGUUAAUGGUCGCGACGAAGGACCUGGUCAGGACCUCACUCCAUGGCUGUUUCCAGAAGAGGAUGAAUCAGAUAUAGAUCCCAUGAUAUUUGCUGUUGGGUUCCAGGAAAUCGUUGAUUUGAGUCCCCAGCAGAUUAUGUCGACAGAUCCUGGAACCCGAAAGGUUUGGGAGAGAGCCGUACAUGACUGUCUCAAUAACCAAGCGAAAAAAAAAGGAACUGGUAAAUAUGUGCUAUUGAGAAGUGGGCAGCUUGUGGGCGCUGCCUUAAUGAUCUUCGUGAAAUCAGAUGCUCUCAAAGAUAUCAAGAAUGUUGAAGGCACUGUUAAAAAGACUGGCCUCUCUGGUAUCGCCGGCAACAAAGGUGGCUGUGCUAUUCGCUUUGAACUCUGCAACACAAGCCUAUGCUUUGUUACGGCACAUCUAGCUGCCGGGUUUGCCAAUUACGAAGAUCGAAACAGAGAUUAUGAGACCAUUAACGGAGGUUUGCGAUUCCAAAAAAAUCGCUACAUUGCGGACCACGACAGUAUCUUCUGGUUCGGUGAUUUCAACUAUCGCAUUGGAUUAGGCAACCAGAUCGUGCGAGAUCUUGUGUCACAAUCAGACUAUCAAAAACUUUAUGCAAACGAUCAGCUAAACUUGCAAAUGAUUGCUGGAAGAGCUUUCCAGUUUUAUUCCGAAGGAUCCAUUCAGUUUGCACCGACCUAUAAAUAUGAUGUCGGCACAGAAAACUAUGAUACUUCUGAUAAAGGUCGUAUUCCAGCGUGGUGUGAUCGCGUGUUAUGGAGAGGGAGAAAUUUACGUCAAACGCAAUAUCGCACAGCCAACCUUCGUGUAUCGGAUCACCGCCCAGUCUGGACGACAUUUGAUGGAAUCAUUGACGUCGUUAACCAUGAACACAAGGAUAAUUUACGUCGUCAAAUCUACGAGGCGAAGAAAGGCGAUACUCUUUCUGACUCGGUCCAUCUUCUGGAUCUUGAAGAUGAAGAUAGUAUGCCGCACGUCUCCAUCGCACCCGGACUCCCACCUGCUAGUUCUGAUCGAAAUCGAUGGUGGCUCGAUAAUGGAGCACCCGUCAAAGCAACCGUGCAACCGCCCGAAGAGGGGUUCGUUGCCAAUAUGCAGCGUAAAUCCAAUCCCUUCUCUCCGGAUACUGAGCCUGAUUGGGUAUCCAGCUCAGAAUUGAUGACGACGCGGAUCUCUGACAAAAAACCUCUGCCUCCCCCUCGGCGGGAAACUAUGGACAGCUCUGACUCUCUAAGUCAAAAGCUGCGCAUCGAGAAAUCACCGCCAGUGGUUCCUCGGAAGCCAAUCGCGCUGAGUUCUCGACGCUCACUGCAGUCUCCGGUUAACGGUUGUGAUGAUAUUGAAUACAAGAAGCCACUAAGUAGUUCGACUCAAAGCAGUAAAAUGCCUGUCAGUGCUGAUCUUCUUGGUGAUGCCAACGAGGAAAUAGGAUGGAAGCCCCUUCUUUCUCAGUGA
Penicillium taxi is the source of this 3285-nucleotide messenger RNA. RefSeq names its product SacI domain and endonuclease/exonuclease/phosphatase family protein. Gene Ontology annotation, molecular function: phosphatidylinositol-4,5-bisphosphate 5-phosphatase activity; phosphatidylinositol-3,5-bisphosphate 5-phosphatase activity. Lineage: Eukaryota; Fungi; Ascomycota; Eurotiomycetes; Eurotiales; Aspergillaceae. Gene Ontology annotation, cellular component: membrane; cytoplasm. Gene Ontology annotation, biological process: phosphatidylinositol dephosphorylation. The record is from RefSeq and is a predicted model, not a curated record. Bases 1 to 3285 code for a protein of 1094 amino acids. The transcript has 7 exons.